GGAUCGGGACGCGUGCACCGCGUUUGGACGUAUCGCUCCAACCAUAAUAUUAUUAUAUUCCCUUUGUGAUCGCACAGCCCAUCAAACAUUGAUUGAUAUACCUCUUCCAACCACACUGCAGAGAGAGCCUUCCAAAGGCAACAGACAUCCACACACCACAAUGUCCACCCAAGCCGCAUCCAGCAUUCUCUUCACCCACACAACCCCUCAGCAGGGCUUCAAACUCUUAGAACUCCCCUCCGAACUGGCCGAUCUCCUCACAUCAAAAGAAGCCCCAACCCUAGAACUAAAAUCCCUGAACCCCUCCCCCUCCCAAAGCACAACAGACCCCGAGAACCACGACUACGUCAACCUCUGCACCGCAACGAAAACCUACCGAGUCCGCCAAGUCCACUCCUCCAACUCGAUCCACAUAAUCCGACCCAGCGACUCCGGCGUCCAAAGAGGGGAUAUUAAUAUCGUCGGCGGCGAAGACGAACUAAACCUCGUUGAAACAGUCACUGCCAUCGCGAAAUGUGGUUCGACGCUGGAACUGCAUACGCCGCCUGAGGGAUUCUCCGCUGUCCCUGUUUUGGAGCGGAUACUGCCUGUGUAUGAGGAUGUGGAGGAAGUGGGGAAGGAGGUGGACAUAGACGCGGGGGAUGUGAUUCGGAGGGUUUUUGCUGAUGUGCCUGUGUCGCAGGCGCAGUGUGAGAGGGGGUGGAUUGAGGUUUGUGGGUUUGUGUUGGGGCGCGGGGAUGGGGAUGUUGUGGGGUUGUGUCGGAGGCCGUCGGCGAAGGUUAAGUUGGGAGUGUGGAGGAGGGUGUUGGAGGGGGCUGUGUUGCAGGGGGUUGAUCUUGAGAGGCAGUUUUUGGUGUGGGAUUUGUGGAAAUCGGUGCUUGAGGAGGACGGGGGGAGUCCUUUUCCGAGGGCGUUGUUUGAGGCCGUUGUUCGCAGGGUCUGUGAGGGGGAUGGGUUGUUUGUGGAUGGAGGUUUGAAGUGGGCUUCUAUCGAUAAGGCAAGCUGCACGCAGUGGGUUGGCGAUACUUACUUGGAGGCUAUGGCGCCAACUGCUGCUUCUGGUAUCGGGAGAAGUGAGUUCCUGAAUGCUUGGAAGGAUCUUUUGCCUGAGUCCUGGCGGAAUGAUGUCGCAUUCUCGAAAUUGACAGAAAAUUCGUACAAGCAUCCAGAUCCGACGACUAUUUGCUUCGUCGAUGGCGCUGAUCGCCAGAAAAUAAAGAAAAAUGUCUCAACAGAUGCGAGCGCCGCCACGGCAGCCAAAAAGACGAGAAAUUGGCACGAGCUGUUCAAAAAUCAAAAACGCCAGAAACGCUAAGCUAGGUCCGCAAGAUGCUCGAGCGUCGCAUCUAUGAUCAAGCCGGUUUACUCUAGAUAG
Aspergillus alliaceus is the source of this 1375-nucleotide messenger RNA. Its product is annotated as putative sister chromatid cohesion protein Dcc1. The record is from RefSeq and is a predicted model, not a curated record. Gene Ontology annotation, cellular component: chromosome, centromeric region; nucleus; chromatin. Lineage: Eukaryota; Fungi; Ascomycota; Eurotiomycetes; Eurotiales; Aspergillaceae. Gene Ontology annotation, biological process: mitotic sister chromatid cohesion; maintenance of mitotic sister chromatid cohesion. Bases 161 to 1315 code for a protein of 384 amino acids. The transcript has 4 exons.